This is a messenger RNA of Salvelinus namaycush (lake trout), 2378 nucleotides long. RefSeq names its product galectin 8a (gene lgals8a). Bases 82 to 1026 code for a protein of 314 amino acids. Gene Ontology annotation, molecular function: carbohydrate binding. Lineage: Eukaryota; Metazoa; Chordata; Actinopteri; Salmoniformes; Salmonidae. The transcript has 9 exons. The record is from RefSeq and is a predicted model, not a curated record.
AGUAACCGGACGGUUAAUGAAAAGCUCGGGACGUUGGCAUUCUUGGGCCCAUUUGAACGCUUUCUGCUGAACCACUCAACUAUGUCGAUCACGAACCCGAAACAAACUGUUCUGAAUCCGACCAUUCCCUUUGCUGGGACGAUCCUGGGAGGUUUACAGCCUGGGGAGAUGGUGCUCAUUCAAGGCACUGUUCCCAGUGAUUGUGAGAGGUUUCAGGUGGACUUCACCCGUGGGAACAGCACAAAGCCCAGAGCGGACAUAGCCUUCCAUUUCAACCCUCGCUUUAAGAGAUCUCCCUGCAUCGUGUGCAACACACUGGAGAGAGAGAGCUGGGGCAAGGAGGAGAUCCUGUAUAAGAACGCUUUCACACUGGGGUCAACCUUUGAGAUGAUCGUCCUGGUGCAGAAAGACGAGUUUAAGGUGGCAGUGAACGGUGCUCAUGUACUGCAGUAUAACCACAGACUGGACCUGGAUAAGGUGGACACACUGGCCAUUUCUGGAAAGGUCAAGGUUCAGGCCAUCGGCUUCUUCCCCGCCUCUAACUCCGGUCCACCUCCACCUGGUGUUGUGCACAACAGAGGCCCACAAGCCAAUGAAGUGCUUUCAAUGUCAGAUGACUUGAGUCUGCCCUUCAGGGGCAAACUGACCAAGGGGUUGAGUGUAGGACACACCAUCACAAUCAAAGGACAGACCAGCCUGUACCCACACAGCUUCUUGGUGAACCUGAGAGUCGGUAACACGGAGGACAUAGCGCUCCACCUGAACCCCCGUAUGAAGGCCGCCGUGUUCAUCCGUAACUCCUACCUGUCCGAGUGCUGGGGCCCCGAGGAGAACACCCUGCCCAGCUUCCCCUUCUCCCCUGGGGAGUACUUUGAGAUGAUCAUGCUGUGUGAGGCCCACCAGUUCAAGGUAGCGGUGAACGGGGUCCACCAACUGGACUAUAAGCACCGUGUCCAGGACCUGAGCCGCAUUACUGAGCUGGAGAUCCUGGGAGACCUGGAGCUGCUGGAUAUCAAGCUGUGGUGACCCCUGACCUCCAAGAUCUGUUUUAUGUCCCAAUUGUCUCUUCUUCCUCCCAAAGUGUGCUUUUGUUCACAUUCCUUCACUGAUUUGAAAGGAAAUGACCGGCAUGAGAUUAACGGUUAACGUUCUCUAGCUAGCCUAUGCCUUCAUCAUUCCAAUGCUUUUAAGUAGAUAUUAUUGGGACACACUGCUAACCUCCAAGAUCUGACCCCAGUCACCCUUAGAAUGACCUCCAGCUCUGGCUACAUCACGAUUCACAACCCUUUCCCAGAAAUGUAGUAGCAGUAGCAGACCUUUCACACGCCCCGUCAUGGAUUUAAAAGGAUUGGGUGUAAGCAUUGGCUGGAGGAAGUAUCCACCAUUGUAAAAGCCAUGCAAGAAAGUGUGCAUUUUGGGAGAAGCAUGGAGAAUGGGCCAUAGCCUCCUCAGCCAGGGACUCGUAUAGCUUCGCUGAACAGCAUCUUCCACUGCAUGUCGUCUACCCAUUUGUAUCCUUGAUAUUCCUCCUAUGUGCAUGGUCUGGUUUUAAUUUGGGACUCUCUCUCAGUACGUUAACGGACUACAAACCAAGUAUCUGACAACCUAUCUAUUCAUUUUGGGGCAGGUUGAAUGUAAUUAGCAAAUUAUCUGUGGAAGCAGGUAUGGGUAACGUGACAAACGGGUAGGUAAACAGAAACACCUUUUUAUUCAUUUGAGGCAACAUGGGCAGGGUGAUCAGGUGGCUAUUGUGAUAGUAUCACUACGAUCAGUUUUGUAAUAAUCAUUAUCGUCUUAACGCAUCAGAAUAGCAAUACUUUCAUUUAUUAACGCUUGUUAUUUAAGCUCGUGCUUUAGCCGUUUAACCUUUUCAUCCCUGGAAUGUGAAAGCCUUCCUAUUAGCAGUUUAUCUAAUUUUCUAGACUCUACAGCGAAAUAUUUUAUGCCAUGGGCAUAAAUGGCUCAUAUAGCAACUUAACCAUGGCUUAUAUAGCAACUUAACCACUAUGUAACAAAGGAAUUAGAUCAGGGAAUUGAUCAUACACAUUACAUACCUAUUUCUAGAGCGCAGGUCUGCUAUAAGCAAUAUCUGCGCAAAUAUACAAUUUAUCAGGGAGCCUCUUUAACAAAAAGUUGGGUAGUCAUCAACUUUCUUAUGCAAGUUUCCACACAGAUAUUCCUGAGCUAUCAUUUUAAAGGUGGAUUUUGUGCAUAUGCCACCUGUGUGUUGAGUAAUUUCCGUCCCCAAAACUGAAGUUUUAUAUUUGAAUAUCAACCAAGAACAACUGUAAGCAAAAGCCUACAAGCUUUACCAUAGGAAAUGACUCAAGUAUGUAUAAAGAUGUGUGACCAUAAUAAAUGAACAAAUUAAAGUUGCA